AUGAGUGGUAUAAAUGCAUUGGGUUUAGGUUGUCGAUAUGGGUGGUUUUGUAGGGAAUCUUUUAAAUUGGGUGUAGAUGGUAUAUUGGGUAUCGAUUUGUCAAAUAAAAUGAUCACAAAAGCAAAAGAGUUGGAUAAUGAUUUUGAUAAUAUUUUAUUAGUUUUAAAUACAAAACUCGAUACAUUAAACCAAAAUAAAGUUUUAAAUAUUUUAACAACAUAUUUUAAAAGUUUCAAUUUAAAUUAUUACAUAAUAAAUGAUAAUCAGGAAUUAAAUCAAGAUUUGCAAAUUACAGAUAAAUCAGUUAUUUACUUUUUACCAACUUUAGAAAAAUUAGAAUUAAAUAAUUUUAAAGAAAUAACAUUGCAAUAUUGUAAUGUUAACAAAUAUUUAUUAAAUAAUAAUCUAUCAACAAAAUUUAUAAUUUUAUCGACAGAUACAAAGAAAGAAUGUAUAAACUAUUUAAAUUCAUCAGUAUUGGGGGCAAUGAGAUAUUUUUUAGAAUUUAGGCAAUUAAAUUUAUAUUUAACAGACUUUGAUAAAGCAUCAUUAAAUAAUAUAAAUAUAAACAUAAUAAAUAGUAUUAUUUUAAAAAAAGAUGAUGCUGGUGAUAGAGAUCAUAUUCAAAGGGAAUUCAUUUUUAGAAAUAAUCAAAUAUUAAUAGAAAUAAUAAAGAAUAAUCCCAUGCUAUUUAUAAAAAAGAAUAAUUCAAACCAAAAUCAAAACUCCAACAAAGAUAUUGGCAACACUAUCCUAGUUACAGGUCAAACAGGAACAAUUUUAAAUAUAAUAACUAGGCUUAUAAAUAGCAAAUCAAAUCAUGUUGAAAAUAUUAUUAUUUUAACAGUAUCAGAUUUAAAGUUGGAUUUAAAGAAUUUAAUAAAUAAUCAUUUAAAUGAUAACAGCUCUUCAAAAAAAUAA
This is a messenger RNA of Dictyostelium purpureum, 921 nucleotides long. RefSeq lists its product as uncharacterized. The record is from RefSeq and is a predicted model, not a curated record. The coding region runs from base 1 to 921 and encodes 306 amino acids. Lineage: Eukaryota; Evosea; Eumycetozoa; Dictyosteliales; Dictyosteliaceae. The transcript is spliced from 3 exons.